AUGGAAAGAAGUAACUCCUUGAGAAAGCUGGCGAACAGGAAAAUUUGCAGAAAUUAUAGCAUACAUCCUGAAAAUGUAAUUUAUUACGAUUAUUUCAACAAUUUAAAAAGGAGGGCGGGGGCCCAGGGCUGUACCAAUUUGGUUAUUUCCUUUAAAAAAAUUAUGGGCUCCAUUAUGAGAUACCCCUUGCCAAUUAAAAAUAGCCUGGAAGCCUAUAAAUUGAAGGGGGUUGGUAAGCGAUUUUCUUACUAUUUUGAAAAGGCCCUGUCGAAAGGUGCUCAGGAGAAGAUUCAUAAUAGUAUGCACAGUGGGUGCGUCACAUCGAAUGAGAAUUCCUCUCACAUUUACACCCACAUAAAUAAAGUCAUCACAAGUGUGGACCGUUUUUUGAAGGAACUGGACAGUAAGGUUUAUAAUUUGAAGAUCAUUGGCGAAGAGUCCGAUGAUAGUAUUAUGAGGAACAUGAAGGAGAUCAGAAAUGAUUACUCCAACAGUGAUUAUAACGAGGGGGAGGGGAAAAGGAGAAAGCGGAAAGGUGGGAAGGAGAAGAAAGGAAGCGCCCAUUGCGCUGGUCCGGUUGGUGGGUCUAACCUGGCUAACCGAGCUGAUAAGGCUGACCAGGUUGACCAGGCUGAUGCGUCUGAUUGCGCUAAUGAUGCCGCCAGUCAUGACAGCAAGCGAGGCGAGGACAGUUACCCCCCGGCCAGCGAAGUGAACAGCUCCCCACAGUUGACCACAACCCCCUACACAUACAAGAACAGCACCAAUAUCAGUGACUACAGAAUCAUUUCGGGAAGCUCCAUAAAUUACGAAAACUCCUUUCUGGGCGAUGAGGAAACGUCUGUCCAAAAAGUGGGUCCCCCGAAUCAGCAAGAGAAGAAAAAGAGAUUAAAUGGCAAAAAUAAAGAAAGCAAAAGAACGUAUGAAAUCAAAUUAAACGAUUUCGAAAACAGAAUCAUGACUUUUCUCGAGAAGAAUGAACAUUUGUAUGAAGACUGUUCAGUCAGCAUGGAAGAAAUAACCAUUGGAUUUUUAAAAUAUUAUCGAAAGUGUGAUAAAAUAAAUAUAAGCAAAUUACGCAGGCUUAUAAAAUUGGAAUUCAUAGAAAAGGUAGACAUUUGUGAAAAUAAGGCAAGUGGGGGUUUUGCCAAAAAAAGGUGCGUCCUGGAUGAGGUGCACGACACCCCCAGCAGUUUUUCCGCGUCGAAUGCGCUAUCUGCCUCGAGCAUGUCCAAUUCGAAAAGGAGUAAAAUGAAAAUCAUUAAUAAGGUGAGGUUGACGGUGAAGGGGAAGGAAUUCCUGCGGAGGGGGGAGCAGAAAACAGAGGAAAAUCCUUCCCACGUGAGUAACCUCAAACCGAAGGAACCCACCGCAGAUGCAUCAGAAGGAGAAGACAAAUCUGCUUAUAAGGGAGAUAAAGAAAAUAAAGCGAGUGAGUCAGACCACAGAAUAGAAUAUGAGGACAGUUUCAAAAGCGCAGAAUAUUUAUCGACAAAUAUGAACGAGUCGGAUGAACGACCAAGGAGGGAAGUUACCUACAGUGAUGGUGAAAAUAACCACUUGUUUGGAAAGGGCAAUAUCGUUCGUGAAGAUAUUAUUUUUACCAUAGAUGGGGAUACAUCGGAUGGGCAAAGUCAUCAGCUCAGCGGUGGGGAGGACAGCGAAAAAAGCAGAACAAAGGCGUCAUCUACAAGUGGUAAUCUCCAAAUAGAGAAAACUAGCCAAUGCAACUUCCUCCGCACAGAGAUUAAAUCAAAUUUGAGCAAUAACAAACAAGAGGGCAGUGUGGAAGUAAUCGAUUUGUUUGCAGAAGAGGAUGCAUGCGAUAAAGGGGGAGAUGCCUCUGGUGGGAGUAUUUCCUUAGUUGAAAGUAAAACGGAGGGGAAGCGGAAGUGGAGCGACCCCCUUGAUAGAGGAGGGGAGUUAGGAAGUGAACCGAAAAGGAGAAAAACAAAAAAAAAGGGGGAGAAGCGGUUGGACGAAGAGGAAGGAAAUGACCACACUAGGGGAGAGCGUAAACCAGGCCAAAAAGCAAAGCGAAAGACAAAGCUCCAUGCAAACCUCGAUGCAAACCCUAAUGGGGAUACACCAACCGCAGCAGGAGAACAAGUAACCUACGGGCCGUACGAAAUCGUUAUGGUAAUUGACAACAGAGACAUAUCAGGGACGAGCCCGGAGCUGAAUGAAAAAAUGAAAAAAAUAUUCCAACGCAAUGGAAUAAAAUAUCUAACUAGGAAUCUACCCCUGGGUGAUAUCAUCUGGUUGUGCAGGAGAAGAGUGUAUAAUAGUGGUAAGUCGAAAAGAAAAAGGAGAAGAAAAUGUGGGAAAAAAGGAAAUCCAUGGGAGAUGUCACAAAACUCCUAUAAUAACGAAUGGAGUUGCGAGACCAGUCAAAUGAGCAUCCUAAGAAAGAGCAACUCCUACCUGAGUGCAAGUUACGACCAAGGGAGGGAGAACCAUCUAGGGGGUGACGAAGAAGAAAAUGCCGAAUACGAAGAACAUGUAUUAAAAUGGAUAAUAGAGCGUAAAACACUGAAUGAUCUAAGUGCAAGUAUAAUAGACGGUAGGUAUGAUGAGCAGAAAUAUCGUCUCAUGAGAUCAAAAGAAACCUCGCAUAUAAUAUACCUCAUAGAAAACAGUAACAAUUCUUUUAGAAAUUACACCAAUGUGAGUAGAAUUUCGUAUGAAACGCUUCUAAAUGCUCAGCAUAGUAUUCAGUUGAUUAGUGGGUUCUCCAUAUUGACUAGCCAAAGUUUGAGUCACACUUUUUUUCUAUUAGCUGAAAUGCACACAGAGAUUGUAGAAAAUAUCCGUUUUGUUUGUAACCUCAGAGAAGGAGAACCCAUAAUACAAAGUGACAAAUUGGAGGUGUACUUACGAGAUAAUUCAUCCGAAUGGGAUCAGUGGAAUAAUGAUUCUAAAAAGUCUAAGAACAAUUUGGUGAAGGAAGUUUUUGGGAAGCAACUACGCCUGAUUAACAUGUGUGGUCCUGAUGCCACGGAGAUGAUUCUAUCCCUGUGGCCUACCCCCAUGAAGCUGAACGAGGCGCUAAAUAAAUAUACCCACGAUGGAAUUCUGGCUGAGAAGAUCAAGCGGAUUUACCUCAAGGGUCGGGACCUUCUGGGCAAACGGCGUGUCAAAUCCCCUGUCGAUGCGAAUCUCAUUGCACAGCUGAGGCAGCUCUAUGCCCCGGACUCGAUUUAG
Messenger RNA from Plasmodium coatneyi, 3204 nucleotides. RefSeq lists its product as uncharacterized. Bases 1 to 3204 code for a protein of 1067 amino acids. Gene Ontology annotation, molecular function: crossover junction DNA endonuclease activity; 3'-flap endonuclease activity; DNA binding. The transcript is spliced from 2 exons. Gene Ontology annotation, cellular component: Holliday junction resolvase complex; nucleus. Gene Ontology annotation, biological process: mitotic intra-S DNA damage checkpoint signaling; double-strand break repair via break-induced replication; resolution of meiotic recombination intermediates. NCBI's taxonomy places the organism in Eukaryota, Apicomplexa, Aconoidasida, Haemosporida, Plasmodiidae. The record is from RefSeq and is a predicted model, not a curated record.